AUGCUAGCAACACCGUCUCAAAAUCACGACACAACUCUCACGAACGCAUCACAAGACCUCCGGUCCAAAGGAUCCAGAUCACUCACCACAAUCUCACCCGGACCCACCACGAUCUCCACCUCUCCGGACCCAUCCGCCGCGAACACGAACCUCGACACGAAGCACAACUCCACAAUCGACUCCAUUCGCCUCCGAAACCUCGCCCACUCCCCUCUCCUCCGCCUCCCCCGCGAGCUCCGCGACAUAAUAACAUCCUACACCCUCACUACCUCUCCACCACCCCACCACUCCUCCCUCAGCAUUACCUCCGCCCCCACAAAACCAACUCUUCCACCUCUUUUACAAACCUGCUCCCUCCUCCGUCCCGAAUGCGCAGAAAUCUACUAUUCCACGAAACUUCUCCUCGCAGGUGGAGCGCCGAGUCCGAAGUAUGAAUUGGGANNNNGGGGCAUAAGAAGUUUUUGAGGAGGUGUCAUUGGUUGUGGGAUGCGUAUGGGACGAGGGAGCAGGCUAUGAGGAGGGCGGGGGAGUUGGAUCGUUUGACGGGGACAAGGGCGGGGGUGUGGACGGUGGGGUUUAUUGAUGUUUUUGAUUUUGAGGGACGGGAUGUGGGGAGGUUGGG
Molecule: messenger RNA, 622 nt
Organism: Cercospora beticola
Lineage: Eukaryota; Fungi; Ascomycota; Dothideomycetes; Mycosphaerellales; Mycosphaerellaceae
Source: RefSeq, a predicted model, not a curated record